Molecule: messenger RNA, 1665 nt
Organism: Rhododendron vialii
Lineage: Eukaryota; Viridiplantae; Streptophyta; Magnoliopsida; Ericales; Ericaceae
Product: lysM domain receptor-like kinase 3
Exons: 1
Coding region: 138-1421 (427 amino acids)
Biological process (GO): protein phosphorylation
Molecular function (GO): ATP binding; protein kinase activity
Source: RefSeq, a predicted model, not a curated record
CUACCUUCCUUCUCCCAAUCCUCUGUCUGACUCUGAUUCCUCGUCCCCCCCCCCCCAAAUCCUAGACGAACGUACAAGAAAACCAGAAGACAAUCGAGUUUCCCCCCAAAUCCCUCAUUCUUUAUGUCAAUUCAACUAUGAGACUCUUCUCCAUGUGUAUGCCGAAGCGCAGCAAUACCAAGGAGGAGGAGAAGCCCCAGAGCUCGAUCGAAACGACAUCGUCGAAUCAGCCGUCGAGGAAACACUCCGGGAAGUCCGAAUCGUCGCGGAAAGCCUCCCUCGACCUGGCAGCCACCGGCGCCAACAACGACACCACCAACGACUGGAGCUUCAAUUUGAAGGACUCGUGGAAAUCGUCCGCCUCCAGCGUAAAUUCCCUCUCCAGCCUCCGCGAACAACUCCCCGAGACCGCCCACGUCUACGAGUUCUCCGAGAUCCGGGCCGCCACCAACAACUUACUCGCGAAGAAAUUCUCUUCCUCUUCUUCGUCUGCGUCGUGGCGCUGCGCGGUACGCGGGAACGACGUCGUUGUGUUCCAGCGGAAGUUCCGGAGGCAAAUCCACGCCCAGGAGCUCCGCGACCGGCUGUCGCUGAUCUGCAAGAGCCACCACUCGAGUUUGAUCAAGCUCCGCGGCGCCUCCGUCUCCGGAAACUACAUCUACCUCGUCUACGACUAUGUGCACGGCGCCAGCCUCGCCGACUGCAUCCGAAACCCUAAAAACCCCAACUUCACCGUCCUCUCGAACUGGAUGUCCAGGAUCCAGAUCGCGACGGACAUCGCCCACGGCCUCGACUACAUCCACCACAGCACCGGAUCCAACUCCAAUUUCAUCCACAACCACAUCAAGAGCUCGAGCAUCAUCGUGUCCGAGCCUUCUCUAAACGCUAAAAUCUGCCACGUGGGAACGGCCGAGCUUUGCGGGGAGAUACACAGGGAGGAGGAAGAGCAAUCGGGUGGGUAUCGGAGGUAUGAUAGCAGGGUGAUGAAAUUUGAAGGGACGAGGGGGUACAUGGCGCCGGAGUUCCAGGCGAACGGCGUUCCGACGCAGAAGACAGACGUGUAUGCGCUGGGGGUGGUGAUACUGGAGCUGUUGUCGGGGAAGGAGGCGUUGAAGUACGAGGUGGACGAGGAGGGAGGGGGGUACAGGAGGGUGUCGGUGAUCGAGACGGCGAGGGAGGCGGCGGAGGGGGAGGGGAGGGUUAGGUGGUGGGUGGACAAGAGGUUGAAGGAUUCGUACCCGGUGGAGGUGGCGGGGAGGGUGUUGCGGGUCGGGUUGGAAUGCGUGGAGGAGGAUCCGGAGAGGAGACCCGAUAUGACGUGGGUGGCGGGGCGGGUGUCCAAGUUGUAUUUGGAGUCCAAGGAUUGGGCGGAGAAGAUGGGCGUGCCGACGGAUUUUACCGUCACGCUGGUGCCGAGGUGACGCCGUCGUUCGCCGAAAUCUCCCAGUUUUGUUUUUUCCUUUUGCCUUCAGACCGUUGACUUAUUUUUCGACCUUUUGACUGUACAUAAAUACUUGGUAUACCCACAUUCAUGUAAUUUUUGAGGGUUUUUUUUUAAGAAAGUAAAAAGGCAAAAAUAGAGGGAAAAUGUACACUACACAAUGUACACAUGACGGUGUUUGGUUCCUUUUCUUUUUGGACUAAUUGUUUGCUUUUUUUAUAAAA